AUGGCGUCAGACCUAGAUCAGCUCAUUGAAAUGGGUUUCGACAAAGAACGCGCUCAAAUCGCGGUCACGAAAACAGGCGGCUUACAGGGUGCUUUACAGUGGCUCGAAGAUAAUCAGGAAAAGUCGUUAGAGGAAAUUCAAGCUCAGGCCGAAGGGGAAGAGGAGGAUGGCCCCGCACUUCAACCCGGCGAAGCCCCACGCAGCUUGGUCUGCAACGAUUGUGGCAAGAAGUUCCGAAGCACCGCACAGGCCGAAUUCCAUGCAUCCAAGUCUCAGCACGUUGAUUUCUCAGAGUCCACGGAGGAGAUCGCGCCCUUGACCGAGGAGCAGAAGAAGGACCGACUGGCAGAGCUCCGGGAGAAACUUGCGGCAAAGCGGGCAGGACAAUCUGAGCAGGAUAAAAUUGACAAGAAGAACAAUGAGAAAAUCCGACAGAAGAGCACCAAAGAGAGUCAAGACGCCAAGGAGGAGCUCCAACGGAAACAAAUGUUGAAGGAAGCGGCAGCCAAGAAGAAGGAGAAGCAGGAUGAUAUUGAUGCGAAGAAGCGCAUCAAAGCAAAGAUUGAGGCGGACAAGGAGGAAAGACGGCUAAAGGCUGAGCGUGAACGAGCUGAGCGAGCCGGAGUCGCUCCUCCCCCCAUGCCUGCUGCUGCCCCAGCACCCGCUACUUCUGGCCCUGCUACCUCCAAGCCAGCUUCCGCAUACACAGAAACCCGCUUGCGAUUUCAAUCCCCCAAGGGUAACAUCAUGAAGACCCUCCCCGUAGGCACCACGCUGUUCGAGGUUGCCGCAGCGCUGAAGGAACAGGAUGGAAUUGAAGUCCAGAGCUUUGUUCAGACCUUCCCCAAGAAGGUGUUUGACGCAGAAUUCUUUGGCGAGACUUUGAAGGAGUUGGGACUUGUUCCCAGCGCCUCUUUAGUCGUUCAAUAA
This is a messenger RNA of Penicillium antarcticum, 930 nucleotides long. RefSeq names its product UBA and UBX domain-containing protein. The record is from RefSeq and is a predicted model, not a curated record. The coding region runs from base 1 to 930 and encodes 309 amino acids. Gene Ontology annotation, molecular function: protein binding. The transcript has 3 exons. NCBI's taxonomy places the organism in Eukaryota, Fungi, Ascomycota, Eurotiomycetes, Eurotiales, Aspergillaceae.